Messenger RNA from Triticum dicoccoides, 1603 nucleotides. Its product is annotated as swi5-dependent recombination DNA repair protein 1 homolog. The coding region runs from base 470 to 775 and encodes 101 amino acids. The record is from RefSeq and is a predicted model, not a curated record. The transcript has 4 exons. NCBI's taxonomy places the organism in Eukaryota, Viridiplantae, Streptophyta, Magnoliopsida, Poales, Poaceae.
GCAGCGACGGCUCCCUUUCCAGCGAAGGCAGCGACGGCGGAGCACGAGCAGGUGAGGGGCGGCGCCUUCGUCGGACGGCUAGCCGUGGCGGAGGAGAAGGCGGACGCCAUAGGCGGAGGAGAAGGCGGACGCCGUGGGCUUGCUGCACGGCUACAGCCGAGGCGGAGGAGAAGGCGGACGCCGUGGGCGUUCAUGGAGGAUGGUACGCCGGCCGCCGGCGCCGGCCGCCAGUCCUCUCUGGCCUCCUCCGUGGUAUCCUUCUCAACCUCCGCUGCUCCUGUCGUGAUUUGGAUGGAAAAUUGGAGGCCGGCCGUGUCCUUCUCCAACACAAAUUGAUGUAGUGCCCGACCCGGAUUUGAUUGGCUGCUAUAAGAAGCAAGGGUCCUCGGCCGGAAUCUCCAUCUGGUUUUGCCUUUCGACUAUAAUCUCCAUCAUCCCGUCGAAAUUGCAAUUUUUGACCAAACAUCCAAUGUCGCCGCCAAGUUCGCUGGAGGAAGAAGCGCCGAGUUCGCCGGAGGAACAAGCGCCGAGUUCGCCGGAGGAACAAGAACGCCCGCCGAGUCCUGUGGUGGCUACACGAGAGGCCCUUAAGAUGAGUAAUGAACAUCCGUUGAGCCGUCCAAUGUUGCCUGUGGCAACUACACCGGAGCCAUCGUCUCCUUUGACUUCACCGCCAUCGUCUCCAUCGACUUCGCCGCAAGACAAUCUGCCACCGCCUCCGCCGAUUUUGCCGGAAGACCAUCAGCCGUCGCCUAGACCUACUUUGAGAAAAUAGAUGACAGCACUGUAACUUAAUAUUACACAGAACAUUGAAGAGGACUUUGAUAACCGACCUUCAAAAAAAGAAAAAAAUACUGAAUCAAGUGUUCUGCAGCCAUCACCUAUGUCACCAACUAUGUCAACAUGUACUCCAGUUUCUGAGUGUUUUGAAUCGAUUGUGCCAAAAUCAGAUAAUCAGAUAGAUUGUGGUCCAUUGCCAUCACCUCCAUCCCCAUCUAGCUCGACAUUAUCAAGAACAUCGGUCGAGCCGUACAAUGGCGCCUGCAGCGGUUACACCAGAGGUAUUUAUCCCCUUGAUGAAAGCUAAUCACUGGAUGUAAUCCCCUGUUUUAGUUGUUGUUUCUGUCCUGGUUAUACAGGCAGUUUUCAACAGCAGCAGACUAGCAUGCCCAGUCUGAACUUUUAGAAUGUUUUCCCAGUUCAUGUUCAACUUUGAUCCUUUUUCCAGUUAAAGUUCCAAGCAACUUUCCUGUGUGAAUCUGAGAAUCUCACUGAAAUUUGUGUUUCAUUGUGUAUAUUCAGCCUAUCGAGUCGAGUUUCAGACUGAUCGUAAACAGACCUCGGUUUAAGCUGUGAUGCUAAUUUGAUUUGUGUGCUGCACCAUCAUCCAUAUCUUCAAUUUCAAGCAGUUCCAUGGCAAAUCAAAUACAUUUUUUUCUUUGUUUAUGACAACACAUAUUUGACAGGUUAAAGCAUGUACUAUUGUGCAUACUGAAGUGUAACAAGCCUUUCCCAGUAGCAAAACUGAAUAUGAUACCAUGUUCUGAAUUUAUGAUUUCGCAAGUAAGAUGACAUACAACUGAGUAUGUUGUUCUGAAUUUGA